AUGGAGCUCCAGAGUAUGCUAAUGGCUCAAGUAGCCGUAAUUCACGGACGGCUGGGACGGCAUCAGAUUGUGGACGCGAGCGGUAUGCCCAUUCUGGAUGAUCCGCAGUUUCUCGUCUACGAGCGUAGCACUGACACGCAUGUAGACGAAGUUCGCGGUCAACAUUCUCGGCUUAUCGGUCUAGGCUUCAUCAAAGCUUCAAUCCUUGUCUUUUACAAGAGCAUCUUCCAUGUUAAAUCCUUUCGGUGGGCGGUAUACAUUAUUCUAUGCAUUGUUAUAUGGUGGACCACCUCAUACGCAUUUGCGAGCCUUUUUACAUAUUGGCCGGCCACCGCCCUCAUUGAGCCAUUCUACGGAAAUAAGUGUAUCAGCGCUGUACCUAUGUGGCUUUCCGUCGUAUACAGGGACAUCCUCGUCGACGUCGGCAUAUUGAUAAUGCGGAUCCCAAUGGUCCUGAAACUCCAGUUGCCCUGGCCGCAGAAGCUGGGUGUUUUGGGGAUGUUGCUUCUUGGAGCCAGUAUUUGCGCUAUCCCCGUUACGCGGCUUAUCAUUCUGACGAAAAUCGCCGACGAGUUCAUUUUGCACUACAACGAUAUGACUUAUAUGCCCCUACGAAAGCAGUUUCAUAUAAUCACACACACUUACUCAAAGCUAGACUAUACCUUUCCGGUCUUCUUUUGGACCAAUAUCGAGCUCCCAGUAGCUGUCGUAUCCACUUGUCUGCCUACUCUUCGCCCGAUAUGGGCGUACCUUAAGUCGUCCACCGAAACCUUCCAAGGUUCAACCGGGCAUUUAUGGCGAUGCUUCCUACGAGCUUAA
Molecule: messenger RNA, 819 nt
Organism: Trematosphaeria pertusa
Lineage: Eukaryota; Fungi; Ascomycota; Dothideomycetes; Pleosporales; Trematosphaeriaceae
Exons: 4
Coding region: 1-819 (272 amino acids)
Source: RefSeq, a predicted model, not a curated record